AUGUUUUCCGUAGUCGGUAAAGUGGUCGCUUUUUUGGGAAUACUUUGCCUUGUAAAGGCCUACAGUAUAAGCCCGUUCAUUGAAGAUGGAAUUCCUGAAAGGGCCAAUAUAACUAUGGAUCCCUUUGUGAAAAUAGGUGGCGGCUAUUAUUACAUUGAGAAUUCGAAGACUGUGAACUGGUAUGGGGCCUACCACUCUUGUCGCAAAUUGGGCUCCGAACUAGUCACCUUGGAGACCCUGGUCGAAUUGGAGGCCCUACAGGAGUAUAAUCUGACCAGUGGUUUUUACUGGACUUCUGGCUCAGACUUUGCGUUCACAGGAAAUCACGUUUGGUUCACAACCGCCGAGGCUAUAUCAUCCGAUCUGUGGCUUCCCAAUGAACCCAAUAAUGCGGACUGCAACGAACGAUGUGUUUUACUUUCAAUUGCAUUAGCCUUGGCAGAUUCUGGUUUAAACGAUGUCCCCUGCUCAAGAAACACCAGCUUUAUAUGCGAGUCUCCGACACCAGUGACGGCCUCUUUUGUUAUUUGGUAGAAUUUUUUUAAAAGAAUGAGUUAUUCGGACCAUGAUUAGUGGAUAAAUUACAGGAACAUAUCUGCAGAUACUGGUAGAUUGGUAAAGUUUUCAAUAAAAUAAGA
Messenger RNA from Drosophila ananassae, 638 nucleotides. Its product is annotated as C-type lectin 37Da-like. The coding region runs from base 1 to 534 and encodes 177 amino acids. Gene Ontology annotation, molecular function: carbohydrate binding. Lineage: Eukaryota; Metazoa; Arthropoda; Insecta; Diptera; Drosophilidae. Gene Ontology annotation, cellular component: external side of plasma membrane. The transcript is spliced from 2 exons. Gene Ontology annotation, biological process: biological process involved in interspecies interaction between organisms. The record is from RefSeq and is a predicted model, not a curated record.